This is a messenger RNA of Alternaria infectoria, 1188 nucleotides long. RefSeq lists its product as uncharacterized. Bases 1 to 1188 code for a protein of 395 amino acids. Gene Ontology annotation, molecular function: ATP binding; protein kinase activity. The record is from RefSeq and is a predicted model, not a curated record. NCBI's taxonomy places the organism in Eukaryota, Fungi, Ascomycota, Dothideomycetes, Pleosporales, Pleosporaceae. The transcript has a single exon. Gene Ontology annotation, biological process: protein phosphorylation.
AUGGCGCCUCAGGCCGCUGCCCGCAGCAACGACCUAAUCCUCCAAAAAUCACGCGUCUCCGGCGCAACCAAACGGGCCCUCUUCCGCUCAAAAAAGUACCCAGGACUAUGGUACGCCGAAACCCAAAUCCCAGAUGACAACAGCAAGCCCGACCCCAACCCAUAUACCUGGGACGUCCCCCCACGCAAAAUCAACCUCUCAAACGCGCGACCCACCUACAAAAAAGGCGCCAUGACCUCCGCCAAGUACGCAACAAAAGGCCAUCUCUACGCCAAACAAAUGGACUACCUGCGCUACCACCGAGAACUCUUCGGACAACCCUACUGGAUCAAAGACAUCAUGAUCCGGGAAAUAGCAAACUGUGAAGUGCUACGCAAGAACCCGCAUCCGAAUAUCUGCCGGUACGUAGGCGUGAACUACGGCAUGGAUCAAGGUAUCACAGCGCUGCUAUUCCGGCGCUACGAUACCACGUUGUGGGAUCUAAUCGUCGAGUCCAGGGUCUUCGAUGCAGAGAAGUGUGUACAGGGUAUACGAAAAGGGAUCCAGCAUAUCCAUUCACUGGGGUACGUGCACUGCGACAUCAAGCCGCCGAAUAUCUUCGUUGACACGCGGACGCAGAGUUUUGUAGUCGGGGAUUUCGAUUCUAUGCAGAAGCAGGGGAUGGGGCUGAAGUAUAAAUGCGGUACGGAUGGGUGGGCGCUGGAUAAAGCGGGGAAGAGUGGGUAUAUGGUGAAUGUAGAGCAGGAUUGGUUUGGGUUUGACAUGGUGAGUGCGUGGGUGAGGGAGAAGGGGAACGGGAAGCCAGUACAAGGGGGGGAGUAUGCCAAGACGGAUGAUAUUCUGGCGAGGGCGAAGAGGGCGUAUGAAGUCAAGCGGCAGGCGGAGAAACUGAGGAAGCAGACGGAGGAUUUGAAGAAGAAGGCGGAGAAGGUGAGGAGGCAGGAGGAGGUAAAGAGGUCGGUCAAGGAGAAGGCGGAUGCUGUGCGUAAAGUGCAGGCUGCGAGGAAGAUUCUGGUGACGGAGAAGGCGAAGAUUAUACCGAAGGCGGAUGCGUUGGAGAAGAUUGAAGCGGCGAAGAAAGCGGUCGGAGUGAAACCUACAUAUGCCAAUGUAGUAGCGAAACGCGAUCCCUCGCCAACAAAGAAGCCGCAAGUGCCGAAGAAACUCAGGGUACAGCCGCCGUCGUAA